Oncorhynchus kisutch (coho salmon) is the source of this 4068-nucleotide messenger RNA. RefSeq names its product homeobox A11b (gene hoxa11b). Gene Ontology annotation, cellular component: nucleus. Gene Ontology annotation, molecular function: DNA-binding transcription factor activity, RNA polymerase II-specific; RNA polymerase II cis-regulatory region sequence-specific DNA binding. The record is from RefSeq and is a predicted model, not a curated record. The coding region runs from base 1 to 867 and encodes 288 amino acids. Gene Ontology annotation, biological process: anatomical structure development; regulation of transcription by RNA polymerase II. The transcript has 2 exons. Lineage: Eukaryota; Metazoa; Chordata; Actinopteri; Salmoniformes; Salmonidae.
AUGGAUUUUGAUGAGCGGGUCCCAGUUGGGUCUAAUAUGUAUUUGCCCGGCAGCUGCACCUAUUACGUCUCGGGAACAGACUUCUCAAGCCUCCCUCCUUUUUUGUCCCACCAGAGUCAGUCUUCUUGUCCCAUGACAUAUUCCUACCCAUCCUCAACUCUGCCACAGCUUCCGUCUGUCAGAGAGGUAGCUUUCAGAGACUAUCAUGGCAUUGGUAGCUCCAGUAAAUGGCACCACCAUAGGGGCGGUAUGUCACACUGCUACCCCACUGAGGACACGGUGCAUAGGGACUGUCUAUCAAGCUCGACCUCCUUGGGGGAAAUAUUCACGAGAAAUAACUCCAGUGAUGUCUAUCACACCAGCAGCUCCAAUCCUACAUCAAGUCUCCAGGGCAGUGUGAGUAGGAAUGGAGUGUUACCGCAAGCCUUUGAUCAGUUUUUCGAUACUGCUCAAGGGAGCGCAGACACCACACCAACAAGCGAACACUCCGUGGACAGAACUGCCACCAAACAAUCUAUAGUUCCGGUGACCGGUUCCGACAAGUGCCGGGAUACAGAGGAGGGACCGCCGGGCGAGGUGAGCUGCAGCCCCGUGUCUUCUUCCGGCAACAAUGAGGAGAAAUAUAGCGCCAGCGGUGGACAGAGAACCCGUAAGAAGAGAUGUCCAUACACCAAAUACCAAAUCAGAGAAUUGGAGAGGGAGUUCUUUUUCAGUGUUUACAUCAACAAGGAGAAACGUCUUCAACUUUCGAGGAUGCUCAAUCUCACCGACCGCCAAGUUAAAAUCUGGUUUCAAAACAGGAGGAUGAAAGAGAAGAAACUGAACAGAGACCGUUUGCAGUAUUAUACCACGAACCCUAUGCUGUAACACUGGCUGAUGGAUGUCCCCUCCCCUCAGACAAGGCAUGCAUGAAGCUCAAUCGCUAAUUUCAAGUUCGUUGGUCUGCAAAUUCCUCCCGUGAUGGACAGACAUUUGUGGAUUUAUUUGUCCAUCAUACUUAAUUUGUUGAGAGUAAUAUCUAGUGUAAUAUUAUUAUUAUUAGGCCUAUUGGCCUAUUUAAAUUGUAGGUGAUUUUCUUGUUGAUCUUUUGAUCUGGCUAUUUGUUGUUAUGAAAGUGCGGUGCCACCAAAACAGAACAUAUAUCUGGUCGAAUCCUAACUUGCGUAAAAGUCACAUUUUCGAGCAAAUGAUUUAAUUGGCAUCAAUGCAUAAUGCAUGAAUUAACAGAACAUAUAUCUGGUCGAAUCCUAACUUGCGUAAAAGUCACAUUUUCGAGCAAAUGAUUUAAUUGGCAUCAAUGCAUAAUGCAUGAAUUACACGAAAGUUAGAUUUACGCGCGCCCAUUUCAUAUCAAAUUCGACAUUUAACGAUGUAACAUAUUUAACAACCUGUAUCUUUACAUUUAUUAUAUAUAUACCUACAAAGGGUACAUACCUUUUCCAUGACGAGAAGGCAUGAUUUAUCCCUAACUUUGUUGGUUGUUUGUUGUCGCCAUUACACAAGCACAGAAGGACUAGGCUAUAGUUUAAAAUAGGCCUGUUAUUUAUGCAUUGAUUGCCAUUGUUUUUGUUCUCGUGAAAUAUUCGACAUACAAAGGUUAUAUUGUAAAAUUGUUCAAUCCUCCCUGAUACUUGAAAGUGUUCGUUUUGUUUAAGUUCUCAAUGUCGGAACAUAUCAGCUAUUUUCCUGCGUUUUUGGCAAGAGAAAAGCUGCUCCAAUACAUUGAGCUAUUGGGACAUUUGAGUUCUUUGUCUUCAUUUUUGAGCCAAUUCAAAUGUUCCUCGGUGUAAAUAGCCUACGAUGGAUUUUAGGAAUGAUUAGGCCCUAUAUAGGCUUAGCCUAUUUCACACACCCUAUUGGAGACAUACGAGUCACAGGUCGAGACCUUUCCGUUUGUUUUCUUAGUUUAUUUUCUAAAUUGGAUGAAUGGGUCUAUAUGUCUCGAGAAAAUAUCUCCUUGUAUGAUUCUCGACAUAAAACCUGGCUGCGUGGGUCAUAUCAGAUGUAUGAUGUAUUUGACUUUACAUUGCCCCCAUGGGCCGAAAUGGGAUCCUAUGCCAUUAAUGUUAAAUAUCCAUUACGGAAGUUCCACCCAAAAGGUUGUCUAGCACGUUAUUUUAUUCAACUUUAUGUACCAUGCUAAACCAUCUAUCACCGGACGACUUUUAUAUACAAUCAACGUCUGGAGUUUAAAUGUACCGCGUUUAAGUUUAUUGUUUCAAAAAGAAUACUAGGCCUAUAAAAUGAGAAUGUAUAGCCUACUUUAAAUAAAUAAAGCAAAAUACUUAAGGUAGCCUAUAUUUAAAAUAAACUUGAUCAGUUGUUGAACAGACCUACUGAUUGUGUAUUAGGCCUAUGUGUAUAAUUGGCUUACGUUUGUCAAUAUUUCGGUUAAUGUCUUAUAGUUCAAAGACAAUGGGCGUUCAUGAAUAUUGGGCUAGUGAAAACACCAAUUAAGAGUGAUAGCAGCAUGAAGCUAGUGUAGAUGGCCGGCUGCAGCCAGUCCGGGUGAUGAUGGUCUUGGGCCGUGCAUCCUGUCCGGUCAGGCUAACCGGAAUGCCGCCUUUACGGACACAUCCUCCCUGUUGCUGCAGCAACUUGGCCAUAAAACGCGUCUUCGUCUGGAACAUUUGUACAAUUGGAGUGUAGUGCAAUAAACCGUCUGAGACCAAGGUUAUUAACUGUGACUAAGGGCUUUAAAAACAACGGCUGCCUGCCUGGGAGCAUUGAAAGCUUGUGUUCGCGGACUUUUCCUGCUUCAUUUGUCUCAGCAGCUCAGCGUGCACGGGCAGGAAUAUAUUCAGGAUGGAAUCUGCAGUUCGAACGUGGUUGUUUGUUUGUUCCACUGGGAGGCGCUGCUCGGAUCAAUGUCAUGGAUCAAUGCCGUGGAUGUGGACGGAACUCUGGCCGAGACUCUACUUCCCAUGCAUCAAACAUCCAAAGACAGACUCAUUACAUUACAGGGUUUCAUUGUUCAGGUAAUUAUCCCGAUUGUGUGUAUAAUUGUUACAUAUUCUCUUAUUUUUAUCGAAAUAUAUUUCAAAAUGCUCGAAAUGGGAAAACAAAUACGUGUGUGGUCCAUUUUUUCUUGGCAAAAUGGAAUAAAGUGAGGCGUUUUUGUAAGGAGCCUUUCCAUCCUGCUAGAAAAUUAUAUAUAAAGCUGGUUUAUCGCUGAAAUCCCAAUGUAUUAGAACCAAUGUAUUCCGUGUGGGAGAGGAUGACUGAAGAGGCCUACCUACCGUUACACAGCACAUAAUAUAAUAUACAAUAUAACCAAUAUGCUAAACGUAAAAUAGCUUUAUACAUCGGCCUUAUCCUGUCUAGAGAUGUCUAUGGCGUUUUUCUGGAAAAAUAACACGAACUAUUCGAAUGGUUCUUAGAGUCAUUAUUACCAUAGUUUACCAAAUACGAAACGUUAGAUUAUAAAAUGUGUUUGGUUUGUGUGUGUGUUGGGAAGGGGAACAUUCUAGCUGAGUAUCACCAUAGCCUACCGGAGGGCUUUUUAGUCUCCAGUGAAAAAUAAAAUAGCUGUUAGCGGAUGUAGUAAAGUGCCACAUUACGCACGAGGGGUGCAGGCAUAUUUUUUUGUCCGGUUGCAAGAAUAACUUGGAACAGAAGAAACAUUGUUAACAUGAUUUUAUUAGCCGCUAUAAGGAGACAUGCAUUAAAUGAUUUGAAGUAUGAUAAUAACUUAAUAAUAACUUAAAGUACCACUGGCUAGAGGUAAAUAAAUAGGCUGUUGAAAUUAUUAUACGCACGUCAUGAGACUAGUACCCAUUCAAAUCAAUGGUUUAGGCUAUUCAUUUUUAAUUAAUUUCUAAAUCGGAUAAAACCCCAAAUAAGUCGCACCAUAUAGUGUUUUUGGUGUCAGAACAAUGACGUAAUAUAACCGUGGUAAUUAUAGUAACAAACAUAGCAAGGAUGAUCUUUUUCCCAACUGCAUGGGGGGAUAAUAAAGGCAGUGGUAUUUAUAAAGGCUGUGGUUAGAACCACAUAACACAGCUAGGCCUAUUGCUAUGAUUUACAUAGGCCUAAUCUAUUUCUAUUCAAUUGGGGAUAUGAGUCUGA